Messenger RNA from Daldinia caldariorum, 1421 nucleotides. Its product is annotated as sterol-4-alpha-carboxylate 3-dehydrogenase. The transcript is spliced from 2 exons. Gene Ontology annotation, molecular function: 3-beta-hydroxy-Delta5-steroid dehydrogenase (NAD+) activity. NCBI's taxonomy places the organism in Eukaryota, Fungi, Ascomycota, Sordariomycetes, Xylariales, Hypoxylaceae. Gene Ontology annotation, biological process: steroid biosynthetic process. The record is from RefSeq and is a predicted model, not a curated record. The coding region runs from base 227 to 1351 and encodes 374 amino acids.
CGGCCGUUGGCUUGGUUAGGGUAACUUGAGCUCCAAUAAUGCCAGGCGGUGAAAGGAGGUAAAUUAACCCAAGAUUAGGUGGUCAACUGGUCAACUUGUUCAACUCUGGGGUGUGGUCAACCCGUAUACAACAGGCCACAGCUUACGGGUUAUACUAACUAAUAACACUAAUUGCUAUUUUGUAUUAGUUAUACAAGAUUAAAACUAACUUUCAUUUUACUUGACCAUGUCCGAACCUACCACGAAGCCUCUUUUAGGCCAUGUCCUCGUUAUCGGCGGCUGUGGCUUUCUCGGCCACCACGUCGUAAACCUCCUCCUACGCGACUGGUCCUGCACCGUUUCCGUCGUCGAUCUCAGGUGCCAGCGCAACCGAAGACCCGAGUCCGACGGGGUCCAGUACGUCGAGGCCGAUAUCACGGAUGCCGAUGGUUUGGUCAAGGUGGUCGGGAAGCUAAAGCCCAACGUUGUUAUACACACGGCCUCGCCGCCCGCCCAAGGGCUCGGUGCCGUUGCGAAUGACGUAUUUAAGAAGGUCAAUGUGGAUGGCACCCGCGCUGUGAUUGCCGCCUGCCAGCAGAACGGCGUCAAGGCGUUGGUAUAUACAAGCUCCGCUAGCGUUAUGAGCAACAAUAAGGAUGAUCUCAUAAACGCGAACGAAUUCUAUCCCGUCAUUCGGGGCAAACAACAGACAGAAUACUAUUCCGAGACAAAGGCCGAAGCCGAAGAACUCGUCCUAAAAGCAAACGGAACCCCAGGGUCCGACCUCCUGACCGCAGCUAUCCGACCAUCGGGCAUCUUUGGCGAGGGUGAUGUCCAGCUAGUCUUCCACACGGUUAAGAUCUUCCGGGAGGGCAAGGACAAGGUACAAGUCGGCGCCAACGAAAAUCUGUUCGACUUCACGUACGUCGAGAACGUAGCCCACGCGCACCUGCUCGCCGCCCACGCCCUGCUCCUCACGCACGCCGCCUCCACCUCGCCCCUCAACUACGAGAAGGUCGACGGCGAGGCCUUCAUAAUCACCAACGACAGCCCCGUGUACUUCUGGGACCUGAUGCGGGCGAUAUGGCGGGCGGCCGGGUCGCAGAAAGGCACCGAGCACGUGUGGGUCAUGAGCCGGGACGUGGGCAUCCUGCUCGGUUACCUGAGCGAGCUCUUCUUCGCGCUCAUACGGAAGCCGCCCGUCUUCACCCGCCAGCGCAUCAUCUUCAGCACCAUGACGAGGUACUACGACAUCUCGAAGGCGAAGCGCAGGCUCGGGUACCGACCCCUGGUAAGCCUGAGCGACGGCGUGGCUAAAACGGUGAAGUGGUAUCUGGAACAAGAGAAGAAGAACCCGCCGGCGAAAUCGUAAAAUAAGACGGACUUGUGGUCCUUAUUAUCAUCUCAUCGCAUUUGUAUUUGCAUUAGCUUUAUAUAUACAA